This is a messenger RNA of Temnothorax curvispinosus, 566 nucleotides long. RefSeq lists its product as uncharacterized. The annotation marks the transcript as partial. The transcript has 3 exons. The record is from RefSeq and is a predicted model, not a curated record. NCBI's taxonomy places the organism in Eukaryota, Metazoa, Arthropoda, Insecta, Hymenoptera, Formicidae.
UAAUAUCUCCUCCAGUAAUACAAAAUGAAAAUAAUACGAUUAUACAAGAAAAACGUAGGAUAGAUGAUACUUUUGCUUGGACCGAUGCGAGUACCAAAUUGUUUUUAAGUAUAUACAAAGAAAAAAUAGAACUUUUGAUAAACCGAAAAAUCAAAACAAGAAAAAUAUUAUGGGACAAAAUACGUGAAGUUAUGCAAUCAGAAGGAUACAAUGUUACAGUUAUUCAAAUCGAAAACAAAUAUAAAUCUCUUGAAAGGUCAUUUAAAAACAUGAUUACAAAUAAUAAACAGACGGGCAGAGGGCGUACAACAUGUCCAUAUCAAGCGGAAUUAACAGAACUUUUAGGUUCUAAGCAUAAUGUAGAACCUUUGGCUGUUUCUGGCAGAGAAGGUUUAAUUUUACGAGAAGAUGUGAGAGCAAGUACAUCUCAAUUUAUUUCUGAUCCAAAUACAAAUUCAGAUGAAAAUUCAAACAUACUAUCUCAUAAUAUACAAGAGGAAAAUGAUAAUGCAAUCGAAAUAGGAAUGACAAGGGACACUACUACAGGAAGUAAUUAUACCAGCAAG